This is a messenger RNA of Drosophila miranda, 6339 nucleotides long. RefSeq names its product cubilin. Bases 492 to 4151 code for a protein of 1219 amino acids. The transcript has 18 exons. NCBI's taxonomy places the organism in Eukaryota, Metazoa, Arthropoda, Insecta, Diptera, Drosophilidae. Gene Ontology annotation, molecular function: protein binding. Gene Ontology annotation, cellular component: plasma membrane. The record is from RefSeq and is a predicted model, not a curated record.
UGCUAAACAGCAACCAGUGCGUGAGGACGACCCGUGUUCAAGCCCAUAGACGAUUACCCAAAAACAGACUCUGUUGAGCAGUGCUAAUCCUUUCAUCUAUCCCUCUCUUUCUCUCCGAACACAAAAAGGAUUUUCCGUGAAAGUGACUCGAGUGCGAAAUGAUAUUUUAAGAAACAAAGCGAAUCAGGCCAGAGCCAAAGUGCAAACAAAACGAAAAGUGUUCAGCAGCAAACAUCGCACCCACAAAAGGAUCGGGGCCCAAGGAGCCACAGACUGCACUCCAAUGCAGUCCCCACUGUAGCCCAGAGCAAAGAAUUUCCUUUCUUCGCCCAAACUGAAGCAAUUAACUGAAAAUGUAGCAGUGGCAAGAACAUGGCCCAACUGGAACACCAAAUGCCAUGCGAUGCAACUAGCAUAAAUAAACUGAGAGGAUUCCGUGAUUAGGACGUGUUGUACCCUAACGCUCUAAAUGCAGACGAUAUGGGCACAACAUGGCCUCAGCACAGAUACGACAUUUCUAUAACACACCAACAACAAUUUCUUCAACAACAACGACACGACAACUCUUACAACAAACACUGCAGCAGCAGCAGCACACGAACAACUGCAACAGAAACAAACGGAAGCAAUUUCAAAGCGAAACCUUUUUAUGUCACACAAAAACACAAAGAGAACCGGAGGCAGCAGCAACAGCAACAGCAACAACAGCAACAUUAUGCCAGCCAGCGCAAGCAGGAAGAGGAGCAACAACAACAGCAGCAGCAGCAGCAGAGGCCGGGGGAGCUGCAACAGAUGAUGCAAGAGCGUGGGAAAGUCAUAAAGGUGCAUCAGCCUGGCAAUGGACCACACCUGAGAUCGCUGCCACAAGCCACAAUCACGGAAUGCUGUCCGCAGCUGGCCGCCGGCAAGGACAGCCAUAUCCUCUGGCAUUCGGCGGCAGGACACAUGAGGACGCUGCUACCACUCCUGCUACUGCUGCUACUGCAGCUAAACAGCAGCCAUGCCUGGCUCUGGCUGCUGUGGCCGCCUCUACAGGGACUUCUAAGCAGGCUGGCCUCAGCAGCAACACGACCGGUCCUCGCCUAUCACGCUUAUCUUCCAAUGCCAGUCAAGACUCUACGAAACCACAACGAAAGCUCCUCCAUCAAGAUGGGGCCUCGAACAGCACCAGCACUGGCGAGAAGGCGGACACUCACAGUCCUCCUGCCCCAGUCAGCAUCUUCAUGGAUAUGCAGAAGUUUGCACGCUCUAUAUUUCCGCUUGUUAUCAUCUUCAAUCUGCUGCCCUUGUUCUAUGCAGGGGCAGGCAUUGCUCACUUAGAGUCGUCCGGCGCUGAUGGCGAGCCUUGGAUGCAGCCCGUGGUGACUUAUUUGGAGGUGUCGUCGCGACCCACGAAAUCGCCAAAGUGUGAUCAGACAUUUGUGUCGCGGAUUGGUGGGCCACAGAAUGGCACCUUCUCGGCCCCGCUGCUGCACAACCAUCGCAAUCAUUCGCGCCAAUGCCUCUACACUUUCCUAGCAGGACCUGGCCAGCGCGUCGAAGUAGUUUUUAAAUCGUUUAGUUUAAGAGGAAGUCCACCAGACGGUUCGGCCGUCGGUGAAUUACCAAGCUGUGUUCAUGAGUACAUGGAUAUUUACUCGGAAGUGCAAUCGUCGGAGCCUGCGGAGCUUAUCAAUUCCCCAUUCGGUGGUCGGUACUGUGGCGCCAUACCGCCGCGUCGUCGCAUUUCCAUGUACCGCGCCGUUGCCAUUUCGUUUUUUAGCAACAAGAACGUGUCCACCGAUCUGUUCGAGGGCACGUUUAGGUUUAUAAAUGCAUCGGAAUAUGAAAUUGGCAUACCCAUUGCGGGAUCGCCAUGUUCCUACACGAUAACGCCGAGCAUGAGUGUGAAUAAAACCGGCACGCUCAUAUCGCCAACCUAUCCAGGUGCCUAUCCGAAGGAUAUGUCGUGCACAUAUCAGUUUCUUGGUGAAUCGAAUCAGAGAGUUAGAUUAGAGUUUCGUGAUUUUGAUCUAUUUUUUGGUGGACCACACUGCCCAUUUGACUAUGUGAAAGUGUACGAUGGUCCAGAUAAUUCGUCAGCAUUAAUCGGUACAUAUUGCGGACAGCAAAGAAACUUAGUUUUGUAUUCGAGCGAGUCGAGCCUUUUUGUUCAUUUUUAUACGUUACCGCGCACCGCAAAUACCCAGAAUCGUGGCUUUAAAGGAUUUUAUGAAUUUAGCGAGGGUUUUGUUAAAUUAGAUUUUAUACGUGAAAAUGAUGGCAUUCACAUACGUGGCUCAGAAUGUGAUCAAAAGAUUUUAUCGAAGAAGGAGUCGACUGGCUUUGUGCUCUCCCCCAACUAUCCCUAUCCCUAUAUACCAAAAACUGUAUGUAGAUAUUUCAUCUAUGGCAUGCAGGAUGCCCAGCAUCUGGAGCGUGUGCGCCUCGAGUUUACCAGUACUUUCAACAUACCCCAAGUAAUGCACAAGGACAAGAGCGAAUCCAACUGCACGGAUGGCUAUCUGAAGAUCUAUCUGAAGGGCCAGGAGACGGCCGACGCCUACGACAAGUUCGACUACGAGCUCUGUGGCAACGAGACGCAGCGCGUGAUCAGCGAGGGGCCGCGCCUGGCCAUGGUCUUCAGCUCGGGGGAGCUGCAGGGGCGUGGCUUCAAGGGCAAGUACACCUUCGAGACGGAGUACAAGAUACCCGGCACUGCGGCUCCGGACGGCACCUGCAGCUUCACGUACGUGAGCAGCUCGAAGAAGCGCGGCGAGCUGAACAGUCCGCGCUAUCCCUCGAACUAUCCGUCGGACACGAACUGCUCGUACCUGUUCCUGGCCGAGGCCAACGAGCAGGUGACCAUUGUAUUCGAUCACUUCAAGAUCAAGGCGGACAACAACGCGAAUGCCACGGCCGGUGCAUAUGGGUCGGGCGCCUGCUUUGAGGAUUGGCUGGAGAUGUAUGUCGUCUAUCGGGACAACAACGAUCGCCUGCUGGGCCGCUACUGUGGUCUGACAGCACCCGGACCCGUCGAGAGCCCCCGGGGUGCUGUGGGGCUGCGCAUCACACUGCACACGGACCAGGAGAGCGUGGCCAGCGGCUUCAAGGCGCGCUAUUUCUUCGAGUCGGCCAAGUCGGAUGCCGGCGACUGCGGCGGCAACUUCAGCAACGAGGACUCGGGCAUCAUCACCUCCCCCAACUGGCCGGCGGGCUACAAGGCGCCCGGUCGCGGUCUGGCCUCCAAUGCCUGCAAUUGGGUGAUGACCGCCCGACCCGGCUACAAGUUGUCCAUUCACUUUGAGCAGUUCGGCCUCGAAGGGGAUCCAGCAAAUCGCGGCUGUCCUGCGGCUGUGCUGAGGCUGUGGAUGAAUGUCGACUCUGACCAACCGCCCAUGGAAUUGUGCGGCGAGAAGCCGCCCAUCGAAUACUGGCACUACACCUCCACGGGCCAGACGGCACGCAUUAGUUUCACAACCAGCGACAAGACCGUAGGUGCACAGGGCUUCCGCAUUGUGUGGACUGAGAUACAGGACUCGGGCCCGGGCCCGCCAUCCGUGGGCCUGCACUGCGAGUCCACCUACCACUUCCAGUGCGGCGCUGGCUACUGCAUCUCGGACAAGCUGCGCUGCGACGGCGUCAAGAACUGCGGUCCCGGCGACGAUAGUGACGAAUUGCACUGUACCACGGAAGCGGCCGAGGCGGAUCACGACGUUCUAAUUAUAAUAACACUAAUCGUCGUCUUGUCCCUAAUCUGUCUCCUAUGCACACUCUGUCACUCCAGAAGAAACCGUAGGAACCAUGUGCGCCAAUUGGGCCUGCAUCGGAAUGCGCACUACGACUCACAGACCAGUGCAACGGCGGGUCUCAGCUCCAGUCGGAGGCAUUUGCAGAGUGGCGGGGCUAGUAUAGCGGGCAGUUUGCAUGGCAUCAACAGCGGCAACCUGAUCAUACCACCAGCCCCAUUGCCGCCGACGAGCGUGCCACCGCCGCCCCACAUAUGCAUUGCCGGCGUAGACAUGGGACACGGCCUGAUGUCCAACGGAGAGGAUGACGACGAUGAUGAUCUGGACUUGGACGAGGACGAUCUGGUCGCGGACAUAUUCAUCAACGAUGUGCAUUUCGAUGAGGACAACAUCGAUCAUGUCAACCAAAUGGCGAACGUUUAACGAUGGUUUAGAGCAUUUUUAGGCAUUUUUAUCGUGACUUUCAGUUUCGGUUUUAAGACGCAUUUAGACUAAGGCUAACUAGGUAAAUGGCGAACAGAGCAACUUUGCAGAGCGAGUGAAGUAGUUUUACAUAUAGUACACAGAUACACUGGAGAACACAGAUACAAUCGGACACGUGGUCGAGGCAAGGAGAAAAGAUAAACGACAGAUAAACUGGACAGAACAGAACAGAAGCAGAAACAGUAAUUCAAAAGUUAACAAUACCUAAAAGACAAGAAAUUAUGCAAAAAUGCGAAUUGAUUAAGACAUAUAUUUAAUGAGCGAGCGGAGGAUCUAUAGAGGUAGUAGGUAUUAGAGGAUGAGGAAAACGAUGACGCUAAAUAAGUACAGUAGGGCGAUCAUAUUGUAGUUGCGAUUAACACGAUUAGCGAGGCGCGCGUUUCAAUAGCAGAAGAAAUCGAAGGAUGGAAAGAAUAGGAAGGAUGGAAAGCAACAAACAAAUAAUAGCUACAUUUAAAUAUACUAUAUUAUACACAUAGCGAAAUACGUAUGGCGCAUGGAGAGAGCGCAGGCCGACAGACGGACAGAUGUGUAAAAAGCGAGAAGUAGAAGAAGUGGAAGUGCCGGAAGUACGAUCAUUUUCAUAGCCACAAGAGACCGCAGACAAGGGGAAAACCAAACAAAAAACAAAAUAAUAAAGUUGUUGAUUUUUAUAUUUGAUACGAGUAAUAUUUAGGUGAAGCAUAAAUUGAAUUAAUUAUACAAAAAGCGAGACGAUGAGCGUUAGCGCCAAUAAAUGAAUACACAUUCUCGCGAACCAAAAUCGAUAGAUAAAACCAAUACAGAAUAGAGGCAGCAGCAACACACUAAAGGGCAUAAAACAAUAAUAAUUAACUACCUAAUCAUAUGCGCAUGACAUGACUCCUUAUUUACACAUUUUGUACGUACAAUACAACAAAUCUUCGACACUUGAAGCUACACAAAAAUCAAACAUACAACAAACAAAAAACGAAAAACAAGAACAAGAACCGCAGUGGCGAGAGGUGGAAAAAUGCAUAAAUAAAAGAAUUAGUGACUAUCAAAACUGUAUCUUCCAGCAAAGAGUAAAAGCGCAGAGUUAAAUAAUGCUAGAUCGAGGAGUUUAUAUGCGAAGGAAAUUAAAUAAAGCAUUCAUUAGCGGCCCCAAAAAUGGUAAAUAUUAAAUGGUAAAUGGAUUCGAGAAACGGAAAAGGGUUGGAGAUAAAACGGGAUAAAUUCAAAGAUUUUUGUCUAUUUAAGCACAUUUUUAUAAACAUUUAAGGCGAACAAAAUAUUUAUAAAAAUGUAUACGCUAAAGGGAACGAUAAUAAUAAAAUAAAUUAUACAAGAAACUAAACUAAAAUGAACUAAACACAAAUACAAAUACAAAUACAAAUCGAGGAAUCAAUUUCAAUUUAAUUUCCUUUUCGCCAAACCAAGAUUUGGCAAUCGUUUACAUCCAACUAUUAUUAUAUUAUAGUGUUCAUUUAUUGUAUUGUAAUUAUUUUUAUAUUUAUGUGUAUAUUUUAAGGUUUCGUUCAGUCAGUUUCCUCCGUUUUGGAGCUCUCAAUCGAUAGCAAAUUCCCUAAUGUUUCGUAAAGUAAAAUGAAUAAGUAUUGGUUUCAUAGCGCACGUACGUUUUGCAACAGAAAGCAUUCGAAAUUAAAGCAAAUGGCUUAAAUCAGCGAAGGAAACAUAAAACCGUUUAACGUAAAAACCAUUUAUAAUAAACGUAUGUAGGUGUUACGAAUGCUAAAUUAAUAAAAAAAAAAAAUAAAUAAGUAAUGAGUAAAACAGAAAGUAAAUACAAUUACCUUGAGGAAGUAAAACGUUGUUAAAUUGUUGCAUUAAAAGCGCAUAAUGAUCAAGUAAAUCCUAAGAAAUAAUUCGUAUAAAAAAACUUUAGUUUAAGUGUACAAAUUUUGUUGUUGUAUUGCAUAAAACCAAAUAUAAAAAAAAGGAGGAAGAAACCCAGAAACAAACAAUUCAAUUAGUUAAUAAACAAAAUCGGAAUUUGUGUUUUAGCAAUAAAAAUUAAAAAUAAAUUAAAAAGGAAAUAGUACUAAAGCAGAAAACUAAUGAAAAACGCAAAUAAAAUGUUCGAGAAAGCAAGCCCAAAUGAAACCUACCCCCAAGAAGAGAUGUUUUAAACUAAAAAGCGUUUACUAAG